Molecule: messenger RNA, 1839 nt
Organism: Elaeis guineensis (African oil palm)
Lineage: Eukaryota; Viridiplantae; Streptophyta; Magnoliopsida; Arecales; Arecaceae
Product: non-specific phospholipase C6
Biological process (GO): phospholipid catabolic process
Molecular function (GO): hydrolase activity, acting on ester bonds
Source: RefSeq, a predicted model, not a curated record
UGUACUCUGAGAAUAACCAAAACAAUGGCAAGCUCGAAGUCCAGACCCUGUUUUCCCCCCCUUCCCUCCUUCCUGCUACUCCUAACCCUCUCCCUUCUCCACCCUCUGCGUUGCUCCCAUGCAGCUCAGCAACCCAUCCAAGCCAUCGUAGUCCUCGUGCUAGAGAACCGGUCCUUCGAUCACAUGCUCGGAUGGAUGCAAAAGGCCCUCAACUCAUCCCUCAAUGGCCUCACAGGCACCGAAUGCAACCAUCAAUCCACCAUAGACCCCAAUUCACCGAGCAUCUGUAUUUCCGACGAUGCCCUUUACGUGGAACCCGAUCCAGACCACUCAUUCCAGGGCGUCAAGCAACAAGUCUUCGGCUUUGGCACCACUCCAUCCAUGUCAGGCUUUGUAGAACAAGCUCUAACCAUCUCUGAGGACUUGGCCAACAUUGUCAUGAAAGGCUUCAAACCUGAGAAUUUGCCGGUUUUCGCCUCCCUGGUGCAAGAAUUCGCAGUCUUUGAUCGAUGGUUCUCAUCACUUCCAGGGCCGACACAGCCUAACAGGCUCUUCGUGUAUUCUGCCACCUCUCACGGGGCCACAAGCCAUAAUAAGUUGAAGCUAUUUGAAGGGUAUCCGCAGAAGACCAUCUUCGACUCUCUUCACGAUGAUGGUUUGGACUUCAAUAUCUACUUUGAGAGUGCUCCGACGACACUGUUGUAUAGGAGGUUGAGGAAGCUGAAGUAUGUGUCCAAAUUCCAUAAGUUUGGGACCUUUAUGGAUCAUGCAAGGGAUGGGAGGCUGGCAAAGCUUAGUGUGCUCGAGCCGAGGUACUUCGAUCUCGAUGACAGCCCUGCAAAUGAUGACCAUCCUUCGCAUGAUGUUGCCAAUGGGCAGAAGCUGGUAAAGGAUGUGUAUGAGGCUCUGAGAGCUAGUCCUCAGUGGAAUGAGAGCCUUUUGAUCAUCACAUAUGAUGAGCAUGGGGGGUUUUAUGACCAUGUUGCGACUCCUAAUGUUGGUAUUCCAAGUCCUGAUGGGAUUAUCGGGCCUGAACCUUAUAAUUUCGGCUUUGAUCGGCUGGGAGUUCGAGUUCCCACGAUUGCGAUAUCCCCAUGGAUCAAGAAAGGAACAGUGGUGACCAGGCCAAAUGGACCGACUCCAACCUCAGAGUUUGAGCACUCUUCAAUCCCUGCAACCAUAAAGAAAUUGUACAACCUCACCUCGGAUUUCUUGACUCAGAGAGAUGCUUGGGCUGGGACCUUUGAGAGCAUUCUCAGUGAGCUAACCUCGCCAAGAACAGACUGCCCUGAAGUUUUGCCAGAUGUGCCGCCUCUGAGGGCAACAGGAGCGAAAGAAGAAAAACUACUAUCAGAAUUUCAGGGAGAGAUAGUCCAAUUGGCUGCUGUUCUCUGUGGUGAUGGUCAUUCAAUCAGCUUAAACACUAUGACUGUUAAGGAGGCUCAUGGAUAUGCAAAAAAUGUUGUCUCGAGAUUCCUUCAAGCAAGCAAAGAAUCCUUAAAAUCGGGUGCCGAUGAAUUAGAGAUAGUAGAUAUGAGAGCCUCACUGAAUGCUAGAACCACAAGCCCAUGAUUAGUGCCACUCAAUUACAAUGUUUUUCACUUAAGUACUAGAAUGAAGACUUCUCUAGACCCUCUGUUCUUAGUUUUAGUGCUCCAAUUAAUGUAAACAAGUAAUGGCAGUGUAGUCUGAUAUGAGCCUGAAUUACAAAAUGGUGUUCCAUUGUAGGGCUUCUCCUUAAUAGAUUAUGAGUUUGUCUUUUAUUUUUUUUCUUUUUAUUUUUGUAGAAAGUAGAAUGUGACUUUUGAACUCUGAUUAGAAUGUGAGUUUGUUCUGUAA